CUCGCACACGAACGCUGCCCGGGAUUGCUGUCCGCCCGCUCGCGCCGCGGUGUUCCGCUCCUCCUCCUCGCGGCCCCACAUUGUUCUCUCAGGACGCCGGGGUCCCCGGGCCGGCUUCUCCGCGGCCCCACUGCGGGGCUGGAUUAGCUCGUCCCCGCAGGGAGGUGCGGGAGCGCGCGGCAGCCCCGCAGUAUGAGGUGGUGCCGGCGGCUCGGGGCCGUGGCGCGGCCGCUGCGGCGCCGGCUGCUGGGCGGGCGCUGAGGGAGCCCCGGGGGCGGCGCGGCCGGGCCUCCAGGCUUUUCUUCUGCAGCCGGGAGGACGCGGCUGGGGCACGAAGACCUUGUGUGGACAGUAAUGACCUCACGUUUCCGAUUGCCAGCUGGCAGAACCUACAAUGUACGAGCAUCAGAGUUGGCCCGAGAUAGACUGCAUACAGAGGUGGUUUGCAACAUCCUUCUUCUGGAUAACACUGUACAGGCUUUCAAAGUUAAUAAACAUGAUCAGGGGCAGGUUCUGUUGGAGAUGGUCUUCAGGCACCUUGAUUUGACUGAGCGUGACUAUUUUGGUUUACAGCUGGCUGACGAUUGCACAGAUAACCCAAGGUGGCUGGAUCCAAACAAACCAAUAAGGAAGCAGCUAAAGAAACUGCUUUUAUUAAUUCUAGGAGGAUCUCCUUACAGUUUGAACUUUAGAGUCAAAUUUUUUGUAAGUGACCCCAACAAGUUACAAGAAGAAUAUACAAGGUACCAGUAUUUCUUGCAAAUCAAACAAGACAUACUUACUGGAAGAUUGCCCUGUCCUUAUAACACUGCUGCUCUUUUGGCUUCAUUUGCUGUUCAGUCUGAACUUGGAGACUACAAUCAAUCAGAAAACUUGCCAGGCUACCUCUCAGAUUAUUCUUUCAUUCCUAAUCAACCUCAAGAUUUUGAAAAAGAAAUUGCAAAACUACAUCAGCAACAUACAGGCUUAUCUCCUGCAGAAGCAGAAUUUAAUUACCUGAACACAGCACGUACCUUAGAACUCUAUGGAGUUGAAUUCCACUAUGCAAGGGAUCAAAGUAACAAUGAAAUUAUGAUUGGAGUGAUGUCAGGAGGAAUUCUGAUUUAUAAGAACAAAGUACGAAUGAAUACCUUUCCAUGGUUGAAGAUUGUAAAACUUUCUUUUAAGUGCAAACAGUUUUUUAUUCAACUGAGAAAAGAAUUGCAUGAAUCUAGAGAAACAUUAUUGGGAUUUAACAUGGUGAAUUACAGAGCAUGUAAAAACUUGUGGAAAGCAUGUGUAGAACAUCACACAUUCUUCCGUCUGGACAGACCACUUCCACCUCAAAAGAAUUUUUUUGCACAUUAUUUUACAUUAGGUUCAAAAUUCCGGUAUUGUGGGAGAACUGAAGUCCAGUCAGUUCAAUAUGGCAAAGAAAAGGCAAAUAAAGACAGGGUGUUUGCAAGAUCCCCAAGUAAGCCCUUGGCACGGAAAUUAAUGGAUUGGGAAGUAGUAAGCAGGAAUUCACUAUCUGAUGACAGGUUGGAAACACAAAGCCUUCCAUCGCGAUCCCCACCUGGCACUCCAAAUCAUCGAAAUUCUGCAUUCACCCAAGAGGGAACCAGGUUACGGCCGUCUUCAGUGGGCCAUUUGGUCGGCCACGUGGUUCACACCUGCCCCGGCGAGGCGUUCGUGAGGCAUCGGUCUCCAUCUUCCACGCAAGCUAACAGCAUUGUUUUGGAAUCAUCUCCAUCACAAGAGACCCCUGGAGAUGGGCAGCCUCCAGCUUUACCACCCAAACAAUCAAAGAAAAACAGUUGGAACCAAAUUCAUUUUUCACAUUCUCAACAAGAUCUGGAAAACCAUAUUAAUGAAACAUUUGAUGUUCCAUCUUCCCCUGAAAAAGCUACUCCUAAUGGUGGUAUUCCACAUGAUAAUCUUGUCCUAAUCAGAAUGAAACCUGAUGAAAAUGGAAGGUUUGGAUUCAAUGUAAAGGGAGGAUGUGACCAGAAGAUGCCUGUGAUCGUGUCCCGAGUUGCGCCAGGAACACCUGCCGACCUGUGUGUCCCCCGACUGAACGAAGGGGACCAAGUGGUGCUGAUCAACGGUCGGGACGUUGCGGGGCACACCCACGACCAGGUGGUCCUGCUCAUCAGAGCGAGCUGCGAGACGCAUCCUGGGGAGCUCGUCCUUCUAGUUCGACCCAAUGCUGUGUAUGAUGUAGUGGAAGAAAAGCUAGAGAAUGAGCCGGACUUCCAGUACAUUCCUGAGAAAGCCCCGCUAGAUAGCAUCCAUCAGGAUGGCCAUUCCCUGCGAGAGUCGAUGGUCCAGCUGGCUGCGGGGCUCAUCACUGGGACAGUGCUGACACAGUUUGAUCAACUAUAUCGGAAAAAACCUGGAAUGACAAUGUCUUGUGCCAAAUUACCUCAGAACAUUUCCAAAAAUAGAUACAGAGAUAUUUCGCCUUAUGAUGCUACACGGGUCAUUUUAAAGGGUAAAGAAGACUAUAUCAAUGCAAAUUAUAUAAAUAUGGAAAUUCCUUCCUCUAGAAUAAUAAAUCAGUACAUCGCUUGCCAAGGGCCGUUGCCACACACCUGUACAGACUUCUGGCAGAUGGCAUGGGAACAAGGCUGCUCCACGGUUGUGAUGCUGACCACACAGGCCGAGCAUGGCAGAGUUAAGUGUCACCAGUAUUGGCCGGAACCCACAGGAAGUUCAUCCUAUGGGUGCUACCAAGUCACCUGCCACUCAGAAGAAGGAAACACUGCAUAUGUCUUCAGGAAGAUGACACUGUUUAACCAGGAGAAAAAUGAGAGUCGUCAGCUCACUCAGAUCCAGUAUAUAGCCUGGCCUGACCAUGGGGUCCCUGACGAUUCAAGCGACUUUCUGGAUUUUGUUUGCCAUGUACGAAAUAAGAGGGCCGGCAAGGAAGAACCUAUUGUUGUUCAUUGCAGUGCUGGGAUUGGAAGAACUGGGGUUCUUAUUACCAUGGAAACAGCCAUGUGUCUCAUUGAAUGCAAUCAGCCAGUUUAUCCACUAGAUAUUGUGAGAACAAUGAGAGACCAACGAGCCAUGAUGAUCCAAACUCCUGAGCUAAUAACCUUAGCACAAGGACCAGCAAAUACUGCCAAUGAGCCAAACUCGCCACUUGUGUUUAUAAAUAAAGUUUUAUUGGAAACAGCCAGUCAUUUGUUUACAUGUUGUCUAUGGCUGCUUUCACAUUACAGUAGCAGAGUUGAGAAGUUGCAGCAGGCACCAUGUGAUUGCAAACACGAAAGUAUUUGCUAUCUGGUCUUUUACAGAAAACGUUUGCUAACACCAGCCUAUCAUGCUAGUUCUGAACUGCCUAAACAGGCGCAGAGGAGGAACGUGCCCUGGGUUACUUAGUCAAAUGGAGUGCUGAGAACGAUAGUGUCCCUAGACUGGAGAAUCUUGAUAGACCUGUUUUCAGUGAAACAGCUGUGGGGAAAUUGCCUUUCUUUUUUACAUAGGAGCUUAAAUUGCAACAACAAAAAUCAUCAACAUUAAGCUACUAACUUACUAUAUUCUAUACCGACUCUGAAUUAUGUUCCAAGAAUCAAAAGAGGAAUCAUGGAAUUUUAGAGUUAACGCUAAGAUUAUUUUUUAUAUUAAGCCAUUGUGAAAUGUUAGCACUGUUGGUGGCAUUAAGGUUACUGAAGUGAACUGACCUAUGUGGUAAGUGCCUGUCAUUUUUUUAGCUUUUAAUUAUGGAAAAUUUCAAACAUACACAAAAGCAGACAAUAUAAUGUAAUCAACACUGUGUUGCAUACUCAGCCCCAACACUGGCUGUGGUGUUUCCUUCAUACUGCCACCUGUUGUCUGCACAUUUGAAGCAAACCCUACACAUCAUAUUGUUUUGUCCUUACAUAUUUUAGUGUGUCUCUCUAAAAGAUAAGGAGUGUUUUUUUCUUCUAAACAAAACCACAACACCGUUAUCACACCAAAGUAUAAUUAACAGUAAUUCCCUAAUAUUAGCAAUAGCCAGUAUUCAGAUUUCCGGUUGUCUCAUAUAAAUCAUGUCUUUUUAAACUUUAGAACAGCUUUAUAUA
Aethalodelphis obliquidens (Pacific white-sided dolphin) is the source of this 4049-nucleotide messenger RNA. RefSeq names its product protein tyrosine phosphatase non-receptor type 4 (gene PTPN4). Gene Ontology annotation, molecular function: protein tyrosine phosphatase activity; cytoskeletal protein binding. NCBI's taxonomy places the organism in Eukaryota, Metazoa, Chordata, Mammalia, Artiodactyla, Delphinidae. The record is from RefSeq and is a predicted model, not a curated record. Gene Ontology annotation, biological process: protein dephosphorylation. Gene Ontology annotation, cellular component: cytoplasm; cytoskeleton; cytoplasmic side of plasma membrane. The transcript is spliced from 27 exons. Bases 355 to 3366 code for a protein of 1003 amino acids.